CAGGAAGUGUCCACCCAUCAAAACAACCGGGCAAGCGAUUCGAGGCUGGAGCGCCGGGUGUGAGAUGAGGACCGGGAAAAUGUCUGCUAUAUGAAGGAAUGUCGCAAAAGAAGAAAACUUUCGAUGUGAAACUUGAAGUGAUGUGUGAAGAAAUCAGAUUUAUGAUCCCUUCAGCAUGUAGUCAAAGAAGUCCCAACUGACCGGACAUGACUUACAUAUAAAAGAAAGGAGCAACCUAUGCCAACUUUUUGUCACGAUGGACCAACCUCUGCUGCAGAGAGAUUUGGGCCAACGCUCAAGUGGCUCCUGCAGGAUGCUAAAGACAUGGCUGCCCAUACUCGCCUGGUUACCCAAAUACAACCUUAAGUGGCUUCAGAUGGACGUCCUCGCAGGCGUCACUGUUGGGCUGACAGCUGUGCCACAGGCCUUGGCUUAUGCCCAAAUAGCAGGCCUUCCUGUUGAGUACGGGCUCUACUCCGCCUUCAUGGGGGGCUUCAUCUACACCUUCCUUGGGACAUCCAAGGACGUGACGCUGGGGCCCACAGCUAUCAUGUCCCUCCUCUGUUUCUCGGUGGUGGGGGGCGAGCCUCACCGAGCUGUGCUACUCAGCCUCCUUUGUGGACUCAUCCAGGCUGGAAUGGCAUUGCUGAGAUUAGGCUUCCUCCUGGACUUCAUCUCCUUCCCUGUCAUAAAAGGCUUCACGUGUGCUGCGGCAAUAACCAUUGGCUUUGGCCAGGUGAAGAAUAUUCUGGGCCUCCAGGAUAUUCCCCACGAGUUCUUCCUGCAGGUUUACUACACCUUCUACCAGAUCCCAGAGGCUCGCAUUGGCGACGUGGUCCUGGGUCUGCUCUGUCUUGCCGUGCUGAUCAUGUUGAUGUUGAUGAAGACACGUCUGGGCUGUGAUGAUGCUCCCCGGUACUCCAAGAUCGCCAGGACAUUUGUAUGGGCUGUUGCUACAAUGCGUAACGCGCUGGUAGUCUUGGCUGCAUCUUUGUGUGCAUUUUCAUGGGAAGCUUUUGGUCAUCACGUCUUCUCAAUCACUGGCAAAACAGCCCAGGGGCUCCCACCGUUCAAGCCCCCACCCACCUCAGACACGACUGCCAAUGGGACGGUGGUAUCGUUUGGAGAGGUUGUAGAGGGCUUUGGAGGGGGGCUGGCUGUCAUUCCUCUCAUGGGGCUGCUGGAGAGCAUCGCUAUCGCAAAAGCAUUCGCCGGGCAGAACAACUACCGGAUCGAUGCCAACCAGGAACUGUUGGCAAUUGGCGUGACCAAUGUCAUGGGCUCCUUUGUGUCAGCCUACCCUGUCACCGGCAGCUUUGGAAGGACUGCAGUGAAUUCUCAGACUGGGGUCUGUAGUCCAGCUGGAGGAAUUGUCACCAGUGUGGUCGUGUUGCUUUCCUUGGCCUUCCUCAUGCCGGCCUUCUACUACAUCCCAAAAGCUGCCCUGGCUGCUGUUAUCAUCUGCGCUGUGGCUCCCAUGGUGGACCACCAUGUUGUGGCUGACAUGUGGCGAGUACACAAGCUGGACCUUCUUCCCUUCGUGGUGACGUUCCUGAUGAGUUUCUGGCAGGUACAGUAUGGAAUCAUGGGAGGCGUAGCUGUGUCCGGAGUCCUCCUGUUGUAUAGCACGGCCAGACCCCAGAUGAAGAUGUCCGAUAAAGGUGUGCCGCUCAUCACACUGGCCAGUGGGCUCAGCUUUCCUGCUGCGGAACAUCUUAGCCAUGUAAUACACACCAAGGCUCUGCAGGUGUCACCUGCGCGUUCGGUCGUAUUGGACUGCCAUCACGUCAGCAUCAUCGACUACACGGUCAUUCAUGAGCUGAGCGACCUGCUGAGACACUUCAAACUUCAAGAUGUGGAUCUGAUCUUUUGCAGAUUGCAGCCCUCCAUCCUGGAUGUUCUUCUUGCUGCACAUCUGGAGGGCCUCAGGUUUGCAGACAGUGUGGAGGCUGCACUGCAAAUGGCAUCGGGAAAUCUCAGUACAACACUAUCCAAUUAAAGGCAGAAAAGUACAAAGAUGGCGUCUCCUUUCCUUCCUAUAAAAACAUCAAGACAGCUUUGGAGGGGACGGCAUAGUGAAUACGCACAAGACAAUCCAAGCUGGGCAAAGUAACAUACGAGAGUGUGUUUGGACUGAACCAAGUGGGAACACCCAAUGUGCUACACAACCUCUGAGCAAGGCACCGAUGAAGACCAAAGAUCUUAUCCCGUGUUGUUUAUAAUGCUACAGUAAAGUCUCGUUAUAUCGAUAUCGGUUAUAUCGAUAGUACUGCUUAUUACGAUACUAUUUUCAUUUCCCGGCAAAUUUCUAGUAUUUUAUGAUAUAAUUAAUUCCGGUUAGUACGAUAAUCCGGUUACUACAAUGCCCUUUUCAUCUCCCGCCAGCCAAUUUGGUCUGCUUAUAUCGAUACAAAAGCAGCUUAAAGCUGAAUCAAUAUUUGCUUAAGGAUUUCAAUACCACCAUUAACGAAAUCUGUAAACGGCGUAUUGUUUGAUUUUCGGCUAACACCGUUUCGGCUUUUGCCACUGACGGAUGGUAAUUAGAGGAUUACAGGUAAUUAAUAUGAGGUAAGUAUUAAACAAUCUUUUGAAGUAAAGACGUAAAUAUUUGUAUAAUUUAGAGGGAAGAUUCAGUGAAUAGACUUAGUGUUUUCAGAUGUGUUCAAUAUUCUUGGCACUAGCUUUACUGAUAAAUUAUGAAAGUAAACUUACGGUAUUGCUUGAUCAAAGAAGCAAUCUCUUGUUGUUUGAAAUAAAUCAAUACACUUGUAUCUUAAAGAUUAAUAUGAUAAGUAAAUCUACAAUACUAGUAAACAUCAAAAGGGAUGAAAGCAGGUAUAAAUUGGAGUUGUGAAGCUCGUGAAGCGUUUUAGAGAUAAGAUCCGCACGAACAAUUGAAUUAUUGAUACAGGAAAUGUAGAAAUGUUAAACAAUAUUGAAUCUUUUGUGUUAAAAGGUGAAAAGGGGAAGCAGAAGAAGAUGGAAGAUUUUUUUUAAAGUAUUGCAGAAUAAGUAAUGUAAACGUUGCAGUUUUUGUUUUCCAUACAUGUAUUUAAUUGUGCUGUAUACAGAUAUCUUUUUAUCGCUUGCAAUAAUCACUGUUUUUCAUAUGUACAUGCUGGCGUUCGUGGUUUCUCUCGUGUGUAUAGAACAAUGUCGAGUGUAUUAUUGAAUAUUUACUCAGAGUCACUAUUGCAAGAGUGCGUUAUGAAAAUAAUAAAUGUUGAAAAAAAAUGUGACCCAUCUAACUUUAACCGAAUUGUGUUAUGUAUAUGAAUGCAAUCAUUUUUUGCAACAAUAUUUAUGGUUUUGUCUGCUGAAGCGUGAGGAUUUUGCAUUGGUUGAAUUUUAGAAAAGAAAUAGUCAUUAAAAAAGUGUAAAGACGUUUUUAUUUAAUGCAUAAGUUUAUUUUUCACUUCACUACAGUACAAAAGCAUGCUAGAUACGCAAUCCAUGAACUCAAGGAGAAAAUUACAUGCCAUAUCAAAGAUCCCC
Doryrhamphus excisus (bluestripe pipefish) is the source of this 3495-nucleotide messenger RNA. It is a transcript of the gene slc26a11, whose product is annotated as solute carrier family 26 member 11. Gene Ontology annotation, molecular function: secondary active sulfate transmembrane transporter activity. The record is from RefSeq and is a predicted model, not a curated record. NCBI's taxonomy places the organism in Eukaryota, Metazoa, Chordata, Actinopteri, Syngnathiformes, Syngnathidae. Gene Ontology annotation, cellular component: membrane. Gene Ontology annotation, biological process: sulfate transmembrane transport.